Molecule: messenger RNA, 758 nt
Organism: Nicotiana tabacum (common tobacco)
Lineage: Eukaryota; Viridiplantae; Streptophyta; Magnoliopsida; Solanales; Solanaceae
Source: RefSeq, a predicted model, not a curated record
CUCAAAUUAGGAAACAAAAGUGCUUUUGGGAAAAAAAGCAUUUUUUUCCCCUUGAAAAGCUUGGCCAAACAGGCUAGAAAUGUACCAAAGAUUGAAUGAGUGGUGCCAUUGUCAGUUGUAGUGGUUUAACAUUUCUAUCUGUUGCUUCUUAUUCUUUCAAAAAAAUGAAGUGUAUUGCAAAGAGGUAUGGAUUCAUUCCAUUUUUCACAAGAGGCUCCGGAAAAUAUGUACAUCAGAAAUAUUCACCGUAUAACAGAACCUUCCAAAUUGUAAAACUAUUUAGCAUAAGCGCAUUAUCCCUCUUUGAAGCUUUCAUGUCAUACCAUAAUCUUUUCUAAAGCUCUACGUAAUCUGCUUUAAUUUUUUUGGAAUUUAAUAUUUGCUUUAUUCCAUUCAUAUUGAGCAUUAAUAUCUCUAUAAAUGGAUGUCCAGUGCUAUCAUCCAACUCUGCUCUCCUUCUUAUUUUCCUUUUCUCCACUUCUUUCAUAUCUUUAUAUUCCUGCCGAAACUCUCUUCUUAUAAAAUUUGUUAUGAAUGAAAUCUCUAAUUAGCCUUAGUCUCUCUGCUGAUGCAUAGAUGUGGUGCUUUGAUUCUUGAUGUUCGGGAUUAUGUCUCCAGUAAUCAGUGAAGUUCUUCUGUCUGGUUUUACCAUUAACUCAACUCUUCAUCGUCGUACUCACUUAGUUCAAUCCUUCUCAGUCGUCUUCCUCUACUGGUUCUACGUGUUUUCAUGAAACAGAAAACCUCAGUUUCCUUCU